CUGCCCUCCAGCCCCCAGUCUGACGCCGCCCGGCAACGUGACGCAGCGAUAGUCGCGCUUGUGUGACGUUUCUACGUCAGCACGGCGCGACUAUUGGCCGCAUCACGGUGACGGGCGGCAGGGGUGAGCGCACAGAAACUAUCGGCCGCGUCACAUCACAGUGCCGGGCGCCGGGCAGGAGUGAGCGCAGCGCGACUAUAUCGGCCGCAUCACGGUGCCGGGCGGAGCGCCCGACACACAGGAGACCCUGCAGCAGCGCUAUACAGAAGAACUGGACCCAUCAUGGAUGAAGAACAUCAACAUUCACAUUGUGUUACCUGUUUCAGUCGACGCUGCAUGAUAAGACCAGAGACUGGUGUUUCAUGUGACCUGGUGGGCUGCCCGCAUGUUUGCGGAGCAGUCUUUCACUCAUGCAAAGCUGAUGAACAUCGGACAUUAUGCCCCCUAGAAAGAGUGCCUUGCUUAAACAAAGGGUUUGGAUGUCCAUUUGUCAUGGUUCGUAACAAACUUGCUGAUCACUUACAAAUAUGUCCUGCGAGUGUAGUGUGCUGUACAAUGGAAUGGAAUCGAUGGCCUGUGAGCUAUGCAGACAGGAAAUCUUAUGAAAACCUAAGUAGAGAUGUUGAUGAAAUAGAACAGCUAGAUAUGGCUUUAGCUUUGCAAGAUCAAAGAAUGCUUCUGCAGUCUCUCAGAGUAGCAACAAUGAUGCCCAAAACAACAGAAAAACUUGAAUCUCAAGAAGAAAUAUCUGUCAUAAAAGAGGAAGUUGAUAAAAUACUUACAAACGGUGUAUCUGGUGAAGAAGAUUCCUAUAGUGCACUUUACCAAGCAACAAUGGAGACCACUAAGAGUUUAUCUGCUGCUCUGGAUAUUUUAAAUAACGCUACAAGAGACAUUGCUAUGCUUAAUGGUAGGCUACGCGAUGCAAGCUGUGAGAUGAACCGGAAUUUCCAGCUUACAGAGCAAUGUAGUAAAAAUGAUACCCUCACGGAUCCGGAAUCUGAAGAAGAGGAAAGUAUUGAAGCUGCUGGUGGCAUGACUUGCAGUUCCUUGAAACAGCUGCAUCAGAAUGGUUCAAGUGACUUUUACCCAGGAACAAAUGGUAGUUAUGUAGUAGAAAGUGAAGACAUUAACAUGAGCCGGUCAUCUACACUGUGCAAUGAUUUCCAUGAUGAGAGAAGGGACGCUAUGUUCACUGUAGGAUCAAUACACAAUGGUGCUGUCUCAGAAGCCAGUGAACAACUUGUAAAUUCGUCCAAUCAUUUGCCCAUUGUUGAACAGUUGUCGGCAUCAUGCAUUACGAAUGGCUCAGAAGAACAAAUAGAUAAAAAAGAUGAACAAGGAUUACGGAAUGUUGUGGUCUUUGGAAGACGGCCUUUCUUGGUUGAUACCUAUUGGUUCAAAGCUAAAAUGGAGAACAAAGCAGUGGACACUGCGGACUUGGAACUACAAGAAGAUCCCAUGGGCCUCAAUAGUAUUGACUUAAUCACGGCAGCUUUGCUAUUCCACUUGGGGGAUUCCCCUGGUGGCAGAGGUAUUUCAGAUAGUCGAAAUGUAGACGGUUAUCAUGUUGACUUUGGAACACAAACCUUUUCAUUUCCAUCUGCUAUUUUAGCAACAAAUACUAUGGUUGGAGAAAUCGCAUCAGCUUCUGCUUGUGACCAUGCAAAUCCUCAACUUUCCAACCCAAGUCCUUUCCAGACACUUGGUCUCGACUUAGUUCUGGAAUGCGUUGCAAGAUACCAAGCCAAACAGAGGUCUAUGUUUACAUUUGUAUGUGGACAACUAUUUAGAAGAGAUGAAUUCUCUUCUCACUUUAAGAAUGUACAUGGUGAUAUUCAUGCAGGCUUAAAUGGCUGGAUGGAACAAAGAUGCCCGUUAGCAUAUUAUGGAUGUACAUAUUCCCAACGUAGAUUUUGUCCAUCAACACAAGGAUCAAAAAUAAUUCAUGAUAGACACUUGAAAUCCUUUGGGGUUCAGCCUCAUUUAACCAGUGACAUUAAAUCUGUAAAGAGCUGUUCUUUAGGGCAGUUUGAGGAUCAUUUUAGCAGUUUGCCUUAUGAAGUUCUGCAGCAUAUUGCAGGGUUUCUUGAUGGUUUUACCUUGUGCCAACUUUCAAGGGUGUCUAGACAUAUGAGAGAUGUUUGUGCCAGCUUGCUGCAGUCCCGCGGCAUGGUUGUUCUGCUUUGGGAAAAGAGAAAGUAUCCACAUGGAAGUUCCUGGCAAAUCAAAGAAAAGGUGUGGCGAUUCAGCACUGCUUUCUGUACAGUGAAGGAGUGGAAAUUUGCCGAUAUUGUAAGCAUGGCUGACCAUCUGAAGAAAUGUAACUACAAUAUUAUAGAGAAAAGAGAAGAAGCUGUCCCUCUUCCUUGCAUGUGUGUAACCCGGGAACUCACUAAAGAUGGCCGCUCUCUCCGUUCAGUCUUGAGACCUGUCCUUUAAUUGCAAGAUGGACUACAGAAGGACACUCACUCCGUUCUGUCUUGAAACUUAUCCUUUAAGCACCAACACUCAAGCACCAGUUUUAACCUCUAUACAAAUAAUUUGUGACACUUAAAUAUUUAAAAGGCCACUCUCACUGUAUAUAACAAUGGUUUUGAAAGUGAUGUUUAUUUUUUUAUAAAUCUUAUUAAAGAGAAAUAGUUUAGGUGUAAGCAGUAAGAAAUGCCUUAAUGGUUGUGGAAUUUUGAACUUUGGAUGUGGACUUUAACCUUUCAUAAGUAUAAAUUAUAUAAACUUCCUUACAGAUCUUCAUCUUAAAGCAUGAUAUGCUUAUUCACCAGUGCCGUUUUCCUGAUGUGCAGACGCACUCAAACAAUACUAACGGUUAUUUUUCUUUACCAUGACCAAAAAUAACGUUAGAAUGUAAAUGUAUUCUUCAGCGUUGGUCACCUUCCGGUUAUCAGGGAAGACUUGCAAACCUCCAGGUUUGCCUUCCAUCAAAUGGUACCCCACACGGAACCCUCUUUCUCCUAUAGUGCUGCAAGCUGACCACUUUGCCAUAAGUCAAUUGUUCUCUUCCUGUAAUACAAAAAUGCACUUAAGUUUGAGCAGUGACAGACACUGCUAGCACUUUCUUUCAAUGCUCUGGAAGUUUUUCAGACUGUUUAGGGAUCAAGUGCAGCAUGUAGAAGGAGUAAAGGGGACUUUGCUGCAUCCUGCUUUGGUUGGGGAAUAUUUUGCUGCACACCUAGGGGGUAAUUCAGUUCUUUUCUCUGCCCAGAGUGGUAUUGCAUACCCAAUGACAGCUACCAAAGGGCCCGAUAGUAGAAUGUUUGCAGCCUCCUGGGGUAGCGAAUAGAAAUUGUCUGAAUUCCUGACUUUGGGCACCAAACCAGUUUGUUUGCGCUGGCUAACCAGGACUUUACAUGGAUUUAGGUGCCUUAUCCAGUCUAUUUGGGUGUGACAUAGGCAAAUAAGCAAAAAAAAUAUAUAGUUAAUUAUUACCCCAGUAGUUUAGAUGGGGGAUAAGGCACAAUAAAGUGCACAAAAACAAUUGAACCCCCCCCCCCCCCCCAGUGUAAUUACUUUUACUCACUAGCUUUAUGGUUUUUGGCAUUCAUGAAGGAGAUUGGUUUAUACAGCAUUGCAGACACAUCUACAGUUUUAACAUGCAGCUUAUUUUACAUAUUUUAAGCAUUGUUUUCUGUUUUACUAAAAGUUAUUUAAAAGUAGAAUAUUUAAAAAAGGACUUUUAGGAAUGUUUUUUUUUCUAUCUGUUUCCUUGUAUGUUUUUACCAUUCAUUUUUUGUGAGCGGAGAUAAAACACUAUUUUCAAUUAUGCAUUUGGGGUUGAGAUUUUAUUCCUAAACAAGUCUUCCACGGCUGACCUAAAGUACAGUGCCUUUUAGGCAAAUAGCACUGAUUUUUGUGUGUCCUCGUCUGUGCUGUAAUUAUUGGGAUACUAUCUUUCAUGUGUGCAGACUUUAUUUUAGGGCUAUGGAUCUGGGUGAACCAAUUUUUACCACACAUAAUGCGCUUUAAAAUUGUUUUUCCAGGUGAGGAUAGGAACUGCUGAUCCUAACGAUCAGCGCUAUUUCUGUCUCCUCUUGUCACCCAGCAAUCAUUAACGCUUAUUUGUAUUGCAGAGGCCUUAUCAGUUGGUGAUUUCUAUCCAUAACUUCUAGGGAUGGUUAACAUUGUCACUGUCAAGUGAGCACACACUAUACUGUUUGUACUUCAGUGUUUCACAAAAUAUUUCUUCUUUUCAGAAAGUUGUUCGAAGACUGUAAACACUCAUAUUAAAGCACUUUGCAUUUGUAUUAUUUUAAAUGUAAUUUAAAGGUGAUUUAAGUUCUCAGCACGGGGUAAGUGGCUUCGUGGGGAUUGCAACUUCUUCUUCAGGUGCAUUACAUCUGCAAUGUUUCCAUACAAGCAGCAUUGAUGUAUGCACAGUAUUGUGUGAAGAACUUUAUUCUACACUUAUCAGUAUUGCUAAAUUUACCAGGCCAUAUUUUUAUUUUGUUUACCUAUGGUGGGAGGGUGUAUCCAGAUAGUACCCCCACCACCACCACCAGAAUUCCUUUCUUUAAUCUUUAAAAAGUUCUGAAUUGUAAUUGAAGUAAGAUGCAGCAAUGUGAGCCCAUUUCAUAAAUUUACAAUAAUUUGGUUGUGUAGAUUUAUUUUUUGGUAUGUUAAAAUUGUUUUAUUUGAUGUACAUUGAACAGCUUUACUUAGACAUAUGGAACAAUCUCAUUGUAACAGUAUUGAAAGGUUAAUUCUUUCCAUUGCUGGAGACUGCAGCUAAGAUUUGAAGCCUUACCUUUUCUGUUAAGGUGGAGACGUUCUCCGAUUAUUCAUUUGAGAUAUCAAAGUCUCUAUAGUAACAUAACAAAUACAUAGACAUGCAUGGUGCCUAGAUUGUUAUCGAUAACAUAAUAAAGCCUUUUUCCCCUCCCCUUUUAAGUUAAACAUAUUUGGUAACGAUCAGUAAUAUUUAAUUCCGUUACUUGGUGUUCAAAAUGCUUUAUUUUCAAUUAUAAAAUAUUUUGGUGUAUAAUAAAAUCUAAUAAAACCA
This is a messenger RNA of Pseudophryne corroboree (corroboree frog), 5017 nucleotides long. RefSeq names its product F-box protein 30 (gene FBXO30). The coding region runs from base 283 to 2442 and encodes 719 amino acids. The transcript has 3 exons. Gene Ontology annotation, molecular function: zinc ion binding; ubiquitin protein ligase activity; protein binding. NCBI's taxonomy places the organism in Eukaryota, Metazoa, Chordata, Amphibia, Anura, Myobatrachidae. The record is from RefSeq and is a predicted model, not a curated record.